Molecule: messenger RNA, 1467 nt
Organism: Encephalitozoon intestinalis ATCC 50506
Lineage: Eukaryota; Fungi; Microsporidia; Unikaryonidae
Exons: 1
Coding region: 1-1467 (488 amino acids)
Biological process (GO): protein folding in endoplasmic reticulum
Cellular component (GO): endoplasmic reticulum
Molecular function (GO): misfolded protein binding; protein-folding chaperone binding
Source: RefSeq, a predicted model, not a curated record
AUGGUUCAAGACCAAAAGAAAAGAAACGAUAAGCCCUUGGGCUUCCUUGGAAUGGUAAAAAAAGGAAAUAAAACGCUCCUUAGCGCAGCAUUAGGACUGUUUCUAGGAAUUGUAAAGUCACAACUAGACCUAGCAGGAGAAAUAUUCAAAGCUGAUCUGAGCAUGAAGAGCGGAGAUCUUAAAAAGGCAGAAUCCAUAUACAAAGAGAUUUCACAGUACUUUGGGAACAGCGGUGUUUUCCGAGAAAAGUAUGCAGAAUUUCUUAUGUCCAGGGGAGAGUAUGAUGAAAUAAUAAAAAGAUUUGGAGAGGACCAAGAAAUGAAAGGAAAGACCACAAGAGCCAGCGAAUGUUUGUCCAUAUUGCUUAGUAGCAACGUCCGUCUUAUCUCCACAUUAGUGAAAGAAAGCCCAUAUUCGGGGCCUGUUUUGAGGGCAUACAUUCAAGUAUGCCUAAUAGAUGAGAAACUAGAAGAAGCAGCUAAGUUCAUCAAAAAGUCAAGAGUUAUGUUUCCAAGCGAACCAGAGUUUAUCCAUCAGGAGAUGCAACUAUAUUUCUUAACGGGAAUGUUUUCGGCGGGUAUCAAGGAGUUAGAAAGCUUGGGAUAUAAAGGAAUAGCUUCUUCGUUUAAGAGCAUCUUGGACUCCUAUGAAAGAGUGAAGAAGAGUAAUUUAAGUAGUAAAGAUAAGUAUAGAAAGCUAGAUGUUCUGGCACGAAGUAUUUCACUCAUAGAGAGUGAUAGCAACUUUUUUCCAAGUAUCUUUUCUACGUUGAAGCUGAAUGUAAUCUUGGAGUUAUGCAAAAAUGGGAUCGAAAGCGGAGAGAAAGGGCUUACAAACCGAGCGCAGUAUCUUUACUCGAAGAGAAAGAGCGAGGAUGCAAUGUAUUUGUACAUUAUGGCACUAGUUUUUGAUGGAAAAAUAAGCGAAGCCGAGGAAAAGCUUCAGGAAUUUAAGUUUCGAAACACAAAGCUCAAGAACCACAUUUGGAAUCAGAUAGAGACGGCAAAAGCGGAAAAGGAGAGGGAAAGGAAAGCGAAGGAAGAAAGAAGAUAUAAAAAACGAAGAUACAUGGAUGGCAGCCAAAGGAUGUCCAGAAACAAAGGAGAUUUCCUAGGAUAUUAUAAAAUACUUGGAUUCAAAGAAAACCAAAAGCCUUCAGAAAAAGAGAUAAAAAAGGCAUAUCGAAAGAUGGUUGUUGCAAAUAAGAAGAGGAAAAAAACUGAGGGAGAAGAAAAAGAAUGGGAAGAGAAUUUUAAGAAACUCAAUAAAGCCUUCGGGGUGCUUACAGAUAAAAAGAAGCGAGAGAUGUACGACGGGGGAAUAGAUCCAGACAAUCCACAGCAGACAGGAGGGUUCGGGGAAGAUCCAUUCCAGGAAAUCUUCCGAGGAUUUGGAGACUUUGCAGGUUUUGGCUUUCCCCAAGAAAGAAGAGGGAGAAGAACCACAACUACAUACUUUUAUUUCUGA